Messenger RNA from Penicillium alfredii, 3588 nucleotides. RefSeq lists its product as uncharacterized. Gene Ontology annotation, molecular function: nucleic acid binding; ATP binding. The record is from RefSeq and is a predicted model, not a curated record. Gene Ontology annotation, cellular component: nucleus. The coding region runs from base 1 to 3588 and encodes 1195 amino acids. The transcript is spliced from 4 exons. NCBI's taxonomy places the organism in Eukaryota, Fungi, Ascomycota, Eurotiomycetes, Eurotiales, Aspergillaceae. Gene Ontology annotation, biological process: mRNA splicing, via spliceosome.
AUGGCUCGCCACGGGGAUACUCGCUCACCAUCACCAGUAGGCAGCACAUACUCGUCAUCCCGCCGGAACCGCAGAGAUGAUGAUCGCUAUGAGAGGAACAGACGGGAUGAUGGGCGAAUGUACCGCCGAUCCCGCAGCCCAGAGCGGCGGUACCGAGAACGUGAACGUGAUCGCGGCCGCGAUCGAGAUGCAUAUCGGCGACGCGACCGUUCCCUAGACAGACGUGACGAAGACAAUUAUCGGCCCAGUCGUCGAGACCGAUCGCGAGACCGUCGGCGGUCCAGAGACCGGGAUGAUGACUACGAAUAUCGUCGCAGAAGCCGCGAGAGGGAUUACCGAAGCAGGCGAGAUGAUUCGCGCGACCGCGAUCGGAGGCGCACAGAUGAUUCUGCUGACUUGAAGCGCAAGUCUAGACGGGAUGAUAGCCGUGACCGUGUCUCGAAUCGGCGGUCCAGGUCAAGGACUCGUGAACCGUCUAAGCCGUCCACACCCGCUCCAACCGCUCCAACCGACGAAGAGAAACGAGCUGAGCGGCUUGCAAAGCUGGAAGCAUGGAAGCAGAAACAAGCCGCUGAACGGGAACGGAAACAACGCGAGCAAGCAGCCGGUGGCGCCCGGAAUCUCCUGCAAGAGAUAGACCGGAAGUCAGGUUUAUCACCAGCUGUUGGCUCGCCUCGACCUGCCACGCCACCUACCGAACCACAAGCUUCCGUUUCUUAUCCCGGAAAAUUUGAUCCCAAGGCGAUUGCCAAGAAUGCGACCCCCUCAGCUCCUGCGCUGCCCGUACUGGGCAACGACAUUACCGUUCCAGCUGCCAAGCCGCCGUCCUCGACCAUUCCGCCAACACAAGCUAGCAAACUCCCUGCACAAACCACCAAGGCUCCGGUCCCAUUGAAAACCAAGGGUAAGGUCAGUGGAUUUGGGUUGGGUGCGAAACAAGCCUCGGACGCCGAGAAACCGUCAGCUACUCGAACUUUGGGCUUCGGCGAGGAAGAAUCAACACGCAAGAAACUUGAAAAACUUCCGACCCCUCCGCUUGAUGAUGCCAAGGAUGUUACUGCAGUUGGAGACGAUGCAGGCGAAGAUGACGACGUUGACAUGCAAGACGGAGGGACAGAAGAAGAAGCUGCGGCUGCGGCGCGUGCGGCAGCAGAACGUCGUGAAGAGCGGCUUCAGAACCAGCAUCUAGCCUAUCAAUCACAGAGUGAUGUUUCAACUGCCGAUCAAACUCCUCAGCCGACUGGGGAUGUUCACAUGGCUGACUCCAACCAACAAGCCGAAUCUGCCGAAAUGGAAGUUGAUGAGGCCGAGGACAUCGAUCCCCUGGACGCUUUCAUGUCAGGCCUGGCAGAUACUGCUCCACCGAAAAAGACCGUGGGGGCCAAGUUCUCCAAGAAAAAGGAGGCACAACCACCGCAGGCCAUUUUCGGGGAUGAAGCCGACGUGGACAUUACUGCCGUUGGUGAUGACGAUGAAGAUUUCCUUGCCAUCGCCAACAAGAAAAAGAAAAAGGAAAUUCCAGUGGUUGAACACGCCAAAGUUGAGUAUGAGCCGUUCCGUAAGAAGUUCUACAACGAGCCUUCGAAUCUUGCCGAGAUGAGCGAGGAAGAGGUUGCCAGCCUGCGUCUGGAACUGGAUGGGAUCAAGGUUCGUGGCCUUGAUAUCCCUAAGCCCGUGCAAAAAUGGUCGCAGUGCGGAUUGGGCGUGCAGACGCUGGAUGUUGUCGACAAACUCGACUACGAAAGCCUUACAUCCAUCCAAGCGCAGGCAAUUCCCGCAAUCAUGUCUGGUCGCGAUGUUAUUGGUGUCGCUAAAACUGGUUCUGGGAAAACCAUCGCCUUCCUCAUUCCGAUGUUUCGGCAUAUCAAAGACCAACGCCCGCUGGAAAGCAUGGAAGGCCCUGUUGGUUUGAUCAUGACACCGACCCGAGAGCUGGCCACCCAAAUCCAUAAAGACUGCAAGCCCUUUUUAAAAGCCUUGGGUCUGCGCGCCGUGUGUGCGUAUGGUGGUGCCCCGAUCAAAGACCAAAUUGCCGAUUUGAAACGAGGCGCGGAAAUCAUUGUUUGCACUCCGGGUCGAAUGAUUGACCUACUCGCGGCGAAUGCAGGGCGAGUUACGAACCUGCGACGCGUCACCUAUGUCGUUCUUGAUGAGGCAGAUCGCAUGUUUGAUAUGGGCUUUGAACCGCAAGUUAUGAAGAUCAUGGCCAAUAUCCGCCCUGAUCGCCAAACCGUACUGUUUUCUGCCACCUUCCCUAGGAACAUGGAGGCACUGGCUCGCAAAACGUUGAAGAAACCAGUUGAGAUUGUGGUUGGUGGCAAAAGUGUCGUGGCUCCUGAGAUCACCCAGAUCGUCGAGGUUCGCAACGAUGACCAGAAAUUCUUUCGUCUAUUGGAGCUGCUGGGUAACCUGUACUCCAAUGACGAAAACGAGGAUGCACGGGCGUUGAUUUUCGUCGACCGCCAAGAGUCUGCUGAUAGUCUCCUCAAGGAAUUGAUGCGGAAGGGCUACCCGUGUAUGUCGAUCCAUGGCGGAAAAGAUCAAGUUGACCGUGACUCCACCAUUGAGGACUUCAAGGCAGGCAUUUUCCCGGUUCUUGUUGCCACCUCAGUCGCCGCUCGGGGUUUGGAUGUCAAGCAGCUCAAACUCGUGGUUAACUACGACGCUCCCAACCACCUGGAAGACUACGUUCACCGGGCUGGUCGAACCGGCCGCGCUGGAAAUACCGGAACCGCGGUGACAUUCCUGACCGAUCAACAAGAUCGGUACUCGGUAGAUAUCGCCAAGGCACUGAAACAGAGUGGUCAAGAGGUUCCUGAGCCGGUUCAGAAACUGGUCGAUGCCUUUUUGGAGAAAGUCAAGAGCGGAAAGGAGAAGGCGAGCGCCUCUGGAUUUGGUGGCAAAGGUCUUGAGCGACUUGACCAAGAGCGUGAAACAACCCGGAUGCGCGAGCGACGAACAUAUAAGACCGGCGAGGAGGGCGAAGAGGAAGAAGAGAAGGGAGAAAAAGCGGAUGAAGCCGAGGACCGGUUUAAUAAGGUGCUUUCGUCUGUACAAUCUGCCGCUGCUCCGGCUGCCCCGCUCGCAGGUGUUCCCAAGGGUAUCGAUCUGGACGGCAAGAUUACCGUGCACAGGACCGAAAAGGACCCGGCUGCGGCUUCGAAGAAUCCCCUGGACAAGGUCGGCUCUGCAGUCGCCGAUAUCCACGCGCGCCUGAGCAGAGCGGGUGUGAUGAGGUCUGGUGUUCCCAUCGACAACCGCGGACCCGACGCAGGAGCGUUCCAUGCCACGCUUGAGAUCAAUGACUUUCCCCAGAAAGCUCGUUGGGGUGUUACCAAUCGUACCAACGUUGCCAAGAUCUUGGAAGCAACUGGCACGUCCAUCACCACCAAGGGCAGUUUCUAUGCGGCUGGCAAGGUGCCUGGCCCGAACGAGAACCCCAAGCUGUAUAUUCUGGUGGAAGGUGAAACGGAGAUCUCGGUCACGAAUGCUAUGCGCGAGCUGAUGCGGCUGCUCAAGGAGGGAACGAUGGCGGCGGCGGAUAGCGAUGCCCGCGCGCCUGUGGGUGGUCGGUACAAUGUUGUGUAG